Molecule: messenger RNA, 6123 nt
Organism: Hippocampus zosterae (dwarf seahorse)
Lineage: Eukaryota; Metazoa; Chordata; Actinopteri; Syngnathiformes; Syngnathidae
Gene: hmgxb3
Product: HMG box domain containing 3
Exons: 21
Coding region: 224-3964 (1246 amino acids)
Source: RefSeq, a predicted model, not a curated record
GUGUAGAAGCCCGCUAGCAAAAAACGCCAUGUUUUUGCCAGUCGGUAUUAAACGAAGCGAAUUUUGCUGACAUAUAUCCGUCGCAAACUGCACACUUUAAUUUAAACGUAAACACUUAGUCUGUAUCAUUAUCCAGCGUCUUUAUAAUGCCCGGCCUGGGUGUAUUUCACAUAAUUUUCAGAGCAUUGUGAAGCGCGAGGGCCACCCGAGAUCCAAUGGUAUCAUGCAGAAGGUGGACUUGUAUGAGGCAGUGAAGCUAAAAGAGGAGGUGGAGCGAGGCUACAACCAGGUUGGAGUACAUGUACUUUCCCCCAACAAGCGAAAGCGCAAAAGUCAGGAAGACGGUGAUGUGAAACCAAAGAAGCCCAGGUCUGCCUACCUGCUCUACUACUUCGAUGUUCAUCAGAUUAUGCAACAAGAGAGGCCCAAUCAGCCACAGUCGGAGAUCAACAAACGAAUCAGUGAGAGCUGGAAAAGGCUCAGCGUGGCAGAGAAGCGCUACUAUCUGCAGAAGGCCAACUCGGAGAAGGAUGGCACUGAUACAUUGUCUCUCAGUCCAACCAGAGACCUACCAGGCUUCCGUAAGAUCCUGCCAAGAGCCAGUUACCUUGUCCUGACCGAGUAUCCCCAGGCGGGAGGUUCUCUGGCAGAUUGUCACAUUCAUCCUGUUGAUGGAAAUGUGUCCUUUCCCAGUCACACUCAUGAGUCAAAAGAGGCUCAGACGAGUGGCUUGGCCUGCCAAGCAGAUGUUUCUCAGAGCUCUCUGGGUCACAUUGGAAAAGACAUUGGAGAAGCAUCAUAUUCCACUGCAAUCCGAGGAAGCACAUCCUGCUCUUCUUCAUUGACUACACCUACGUCUCCAACUUCCAAAGAUGUUCCUUACUUGCGGAGCCCUGUGGAUAGUUUAGAAAAUUGCGUUGGAAAGAUGAAAGAUGCUUCUGAUGUGAAAAGCGAGGUAACAAUGCAUCAAACCCAAGGGGAAAUGGCACAGAUGGUUGCCAUCAUUCCCAACCAGAAACUCAUUGAGGCCAAGUCCUUGACAAGGGUAAACUCUUUGGGCGCUGUAAUGAUGGUCCCUGUGGCAGCCAAAGAAGAGCAAAAUACUGGAUUGCCGCCAUACAAGAUGGCUAUAAAGACAUACACCAGAAGAGGACGUGGGCGGUGUCCCAAUCCUCAAUGUUCAUUUGUGUAUGUCACUCGCCACAAGCCAACAAAAUGCCCUGACUGUGGAACCCACCUUGGUGGCAAAUGGAUACCUGCGGCAAAAACAAAACAGCAAAAAGAUGUAGCCGUUGCCACGGUGGUGUCUGAAGCAAAGUCUUUUCCAAGCUGCCAAGGCACAACGCAGGAGGGGAAUGCUGAUGUUCGUAAAACCAAACCCAGUGAGAGCAAAAAAGAAGGCCAAAGGUGCUUGAGAAAAAUAAAACCAGCUCCAAGUGCUGAGCCAGCAGAGGGCAGCAUUUCGUCACCAGAGAAAACAUUAUGCGUGUCCAUGGAGCCUCUCAUAAGCCACAUGAAAAAAAUAACACUCAAAGGGCAAAGCAUGUGCGAUGUUCAAAGAAGGCCUGUAAGACCCAUCUUACCUUCCUGUUAUAGCCCAGGUCCUGCUUUGUUCCAGGUCAUCGCUGUUCCAACAGUGAACGGAACAUCUUCAACACAAAACAACAAUCCAUCUACUGAGUCACAAGACAGAUUCGUGGGUCUUAAAGCUGGUACCUUAAAACAGCUCGGCCAGCAAGUUCAAUCCAAGCAGGAUUCUCCUGUCACAAUGAAUCAGCCUGUUUCUUCCCCGUCUGAUAAAAGCAUGACCAUUGUGUCAGUUGUUCCUAUCAAUCAUGUGACAGUUGACAACUUUGACCUUGGACUGUCAACAUUGAGAGGCCGAGGUCGCUGUAAGAACACAUUCUGUGACUACAUGUAUAAGAACAGACACAAACCACACGUGUGCCCUAAAUGUGGUUGUGAGCUGCCCAAGGGGAAGCCUAAAGCAACCGAGAAGUUGAAUCGAUCGGUCGAUCCAUACCAGCCCUUAAGUCCUUUUGAGAAAGACAUCCAACGGCAAUCCACCCUGCAGCUGAUUCGCCAUUCCCUGCAGAUUCCAGAGAGUGAGGCUGAGCUCCAGAAAACGCUUGACCUUAUCCAGGAUCUGAACAGUCUUCAAAUUGUCUUGGUCCAACCGGGGGAGCAAAAUGACGAUGGGACGAUUGAGACUGAGACCCUGGUGCAAUCUGGGUGGCCUCAAUUCUAUGAAUCUUCAGCCACUCAAUGUGGUCUAUGUAAAAAGCCCCUCUACAAAGGAGAUCAGAGCACCAUCGCAGGACAGGAGGACUGCUGGCUGAUUACUGAGAUGCUGAUCCAGGCGGCUUCUCUGCAGCUUAAAGUGUGUCUCAGUGCCAAGUGUCUGGCUCUGCACAGCUUCACUGACCUGCAUCCAGGGUUGUUCAACAUUGGAAACAGACUACUGGUUAGUAUUGAUCUAUUGCUGAAGAUCAGAGGCAAAAUCAGACUGCGCCACCCGCCCUCUCAGGCUGUCAGGACAUUAUUUGACCAUGUCCCCAACCACCCCGUCCAUUCGCUGAGUCCAGAGGAGACGUCCCAAAUUCAAGAUUUUCUCCUGUUAGGCUAUUGGGCCUUUGAGAGCCUUACAUUGCGAGACUAUAAUGAUAUGAUCUGUGGCGUUUGUGGUGUCGCUCCCAUGUUAGAGAUUGCCGGGCGACACACAAACAAUGUGCUGGAGCUCAGGAAUGUGGAGUUCAUCUGGCCUGAGUCUUCAGUGUCAGAUGAAGUGCACGUGGAUGACUUCUGGCUGACCAUGGAGACUGAAGCAAUUGAGCAGGCUGCGUUCCCUAUGGACAUUCCCAUCACGCGGGUGGAUGCUUCAAUUAUUGCACCCUUCAUCCCCCCGCUGAUGAGGAACAGUUCUGUUAUCAACACUGAGAAGGACAAGGUCUUGUCACCAACACAACAGCUGCCAGGAGCCCCUUCAGUUUUGGUCCGGCUCAUUCACAAUCGUGAGUUGAGGCUCGACAAGAUUAAAGACUACAGUGAGGAUGAACUAAGAAGUAUUUUGGAGCGCUGUGGGGUGAGCAUCACUUCAGGCUCCAGCAAGAAGGACCUGCUGACUGCUCUGAUCUCCAUGUGCAAGCUUGUUCACAGCGGCCUCCCUACAGGCCCCCAGCCCCCUCAACACCUCACUGCCGGCAAACUGUCCAAGGUUUGCCCCCAUCAGGUUGUGUGCGGUUCUAAGUAUUUGGUGAGAGGAGAGACGGCCCGGGACCACGUAGAUCUGCUGGUGUCCUCCCGGUAUUGGCCCCCAGUCUAUGUUGGUGACUGCGCUCGACAAGUGGCUCUUUGUACGGACAUGCAGUACCCAGAAAUGGCUGACAGGAUGUGGGGCAGGAAUCAAGGUUGCUUUUCCGAGCCUUUUGAUAAGCCAGAGUUCGUGUCAUGCCCCGAGCUGCAGGAGAAGCCAUACAAUGCCGAUCUUUCUACGUUGGGGGAAAACCAGCACGUUCACCCCCACACAAAGUCAUCUUCUUGUUGGUUGGUGCAUCCUCCUGUGAGUCACAAGCCUCCUGUUUUGGAACACCAUUCCAUGACCUUGUGCAAAGAUCUGCAGCACCUCGUUUGCACGGUGACUCAAAUCGUGAAGGAGGAAGGUGAAAAACAAGGCGAUCCGAGUUCACUCAACCCGACGAGGACACAGCAGGUGUUUUUCAACAACCCGGCGCAUUACUACCUCUACAAUCGCCUGCUGGAUUUCCUCUCAAGUCGAGACAUUGUGAAUGAGCAGAUCAGCCAAGUGGUGAAGUUGUGCCAGCCCGGAGAGGUCGUCAUCCGGGAUGCGUUGUACCGGCUCGGGGUGGCAAACGUCAACCUGGAGAGGGAAGAAGACAAGAAAAGUGUUGCGGAGGAACUGAAACAGGGGACAAUGACAGCCUAUGGUGUCGUCGUGCCUCAGUGAAAGCAGUCAGAAAGCAACUUUUGUGGCUGAAUGUGGAAACUACUCACAAAUAGUUGUAGGGGAAAUUCCGGGAUGAACCUAAAAUGAUCAUUGACGGUGAUGGAGUUCAAAAACGACAUUCUCAGAGGGAAAUGAUUGAACUUUCUUUUUCGCGUGGUGUCAUUGGCAGGUUGCAACACAAAGACUGGAAGAGUCCUGGAAGUGCACGUUCUUUAACUCUGAAUUAAUACAAAAGUGUGUUUAUCUAUUUUAGUGACAGUUGUGAACUGACUAAACACUUGCGGUCUUUGAAGCAUUCACUACAACUUCACAAAAUUCUACCAAAAAAGUGUACCAGAAAUAUAAGUCAAUAAGUUACUUAUCAGAUUAUAAUAAUGGACAAAAGACGUUUUAUGUUUCAUGAAACAAUGACAUGUGAACAUGUGAACUGAAGCAAUGAACUUAUCUAGACAUUAUAUAAAUAAAUAUCUAAAGUACAUGUACAUACACGGUAUAUAAGGCCUACUAUCCAAUUGAAAAGAAACAAUGGUUGUUUUUUUUAUUAUUAUUUAUUUCCCCCGGCCUUUGCGAUUUGAAAAUUGCAUUCUAUGUACAUCGUCUUGUCGAAUUAAGAUCCUUAAAUUGUCCAGCCCAAAUAGCAAGCAAUGCAAAAAGUAUUGAAUCAUUGAAGUUGGACCUUCAACAUAAAAGGUCAAAUCUUGACACUCACUGACUUUGCAUGAAGACGUUCGCCGUAAAUUGAUGCAUUUUCACCAGUUUUAAACAGCGAAAGUUUUCUUAAUAUUUGUCACAGGAAAAAACAAAUACAGUACUCAUAUCACUGGAGUCAAGAACUGUCCGGUAAUGCUGGUGUCCUGUCAAUUACAUUUUCAAAUGUUAUGCAAUUAGCCAUUAAAUAAAUGCACACGUAAUUUUCCUUGUUUUCUAUUUAGUUUGACUGUAAACCUCACCUGGGAGUGACUAUAAAGAUCUUGAAGUGUCUUUUGUUGUUGUUGUUAUUGUUGUGUUUGCAAAAGUAUUGCUACUGUGACGUAAGUUGAGUUCACUGAUUCCACACAAUAUUGUAAAUUUGAGCGUACAAGGUAAAGAGAAAAAAAAUUGGCAGGAUGACACGUAUCCAGACACACUCGUAUCUCAAGGCACCGCUGUACAGAUCAUCUUAUAAUGGCUGCGUUGUGUAUGGUGAGGGCACUCCAGACUUAUAAUAUGUUUAAAAGUCUGUGUUAGAAUAGAUUCAAAAAACUUUGAUCACAAAUUGUGAGUAAUGUGUUGAACAAUAAACUCAGAACUGUUCAAAUUGCGUUCCUUUAAAAUGGUAGUAAUAUGCACGGUAUCGUUACACACUUGUAGACUUGGGCCCCCUGUCUCCUUAUCUUAAGUCAACAGUCUCAAACUUGGGCCUUAAACUGGACAGUGAUUUCAUACUCGAUCGGCAAAUUGGUGCCAUUGUUCAAUCCAGCUUCUUUCACCUUAGACAGCUGGCCAAAAUAAAACCUUUCCUCUCACAUGAACACUUUGAGAAAGUAAUCCAUGCCUUUGUCACAUCCCGGCUGGAUUACUGCAAUGCCCUGUACUUUGGAGUCAGCCAGUCCUCCAUUAAGCGCCUUCAGCUGGUCCAGAAUGCCGCUGCUCGCCUCUUGACUGGUACUCGUAAGAGGGAGCACAUAACUCCUACUCUGGCAUCCCUUCACUGGCUCCCCAUUCAUUUUAGAGUUAUUUUCAAGAUCCUCCUCUUUGUUUUCAAAUCUCUGAAUAAUCUCGCGCCACCUUACCUUUCUGAGCUCAUCCGCCCCUACACACCUGCCCGGCGCCUCAGGUCUGUGGACCAGACAUUAUUAGAAGUACCAAGAACUAAACUGAGGCUCAGAAGGGAUCGAGCCUUUUCUGUUGCUGGUCCCUCUCUCUGGAAUGACCUCCCACUGAACAUUCGGCAAGCCUCCUCGCUGCCCAUCUUCAAAACCCUCCUCAAAACUCACUUGUAUUCUUAGGCAUUCGACUCAGCAUGAAGAUUUGUUCUUGAUUUUACUGUUUGGUGUUUCUACCGCCUUUUAUUACCGAUUUGUCUUACUGUUUAUUGUGAAUGUUAAAUUGCUCCAUGUACAGCACUUUGUAUGCAGCGAUGGCUGGUUGAAAGUGCUCUAUAAAUACUCUUGACUUGA